Molecule: messenger RNA, 558 nt
Organism: Schistocerca americana (American grasshopper)
Lineage: Eukaryota; Metazoa; Arthropoda; Insecta; Orthoptera; Acrididae
Product: piggyBac transposable element-derived protein 4-like
Exons: 1
Coding region: 1-558 (185 amino acids)
Source: RefSeq, a predicted model, not a curated record
AUGAGUAUAAGCAGAGACUGCUAUUUGAUCAUAUUAUGCUCUAUGCAUUUUGCAAAAAAUCCACUUGCAGGAAACCCGAAACGAGACGAUAGUUUAUAUAAGAUACGACCUAUAUUGGAUUAUUUUAACAUGAGAUUGUCUAAAGUGUAUUACCUGGGAAGAGAUUUAUCAAUAGAUGAAUCAAUGAUUCUUUGGAGGGGAAGACUGUCAUUUAGACAAUACAUAAAAAGCAAACAUAAUAAAUAUGGCAUUAAAAUGUACAUGCUCAACAAUCCAGAUGGUUUCAUAAAUAUGUGCGUUGUGUGCAUGGGAAGCAGUGGAGAUAUGGGGGGAAAAGGUCACACUGAAAAGGUCAUUUUGCAUUUGAUGGCAGAAAAGCUGCAUGUUGGUCAUCACAUUUUAGCUACAACUCUGUUGAACCAAAAAACACUUUCCACAGGUACUCUGAAGUUAAAUAGGAAAUAUACCCCCGAAGACGUAUCGGCAAAACUUGGGAGAGGGGAGAGAAUUGCGCGGUAUUCUAAUGGAGUUAUGAUUGGAAACUGGAAGGAUCAAUGA